AUGGGCUGGCAGGAGAAAUACGCCCUGAUUAUAGACGAGGUCAGCAUGUUGGGCGUACGGACGCUUUACGUCGUCAACGAUCAGCUCUGCAGGAUACGGGAGUCCAGCCGGGAUUUCGGUGGCAUACCAGUAGUCCUUUUCUUGCGGGGAUUUCCAUCAGUUUCGUCCCGUGAAAGAGAGAUCGAUCCUCCUCGCCAGCUUAAGAGUUAUGUGGGAGAAACGAUCACUUCGGUCCGGAGCAGCGACGAUAACACGACGUGGCUUACGUUCUGUGAAGGAAGUUCACCACGGUGGUGA
Gaeumannomyces tritici R3-111a-1 is the source of this 297-nucleotide messenger RNA. RefSeq lists its product as hypothetical. NCBI's taxonomy places the organism in Eukaryota, Fungi, Ascomycota, Sordariomycetes, Magnaporthales, Magnaporthaceae. The transcript has a single exon. The coding region runs from base 1 to 297 and encodes 98 amino acids. The record is from RefSeq and is a predicted model, not a curated record.